AUGCCGAUGGGACAGCUUCCAGUUCUUGAGGGUAAAGAGGGUAUGCUGUGUCAGUCAGGCGCCAUCAUUCGCUACCUUGCGAAGCAGUGUGGCAUCGAUGGUAAGACUCCGUGGGAGCAGGCCAAGGCAGAUAUGCUGGUGUCGGGAACAUUUGAUAUUGUGGAGGCGGUUCAUCCGCAAUUGGUUGCCAUCAUAAACAACGACAAAUCGUUGCAGAUGCAAGAAUGGGACAAAUUCGAGAAAAAGUGUCUGGCAAAUUUUUUGAAGACCUACAGCAAGUUUUUGGCGUGCAGUAAAUCCGGUUGGUUUGUUGAAGAUUCGUUCACUUAUGCGGAUAUUGCAGUUGCCGAAAUCCUGUCUUGUUUACAGGAUUGUUACUGCGAUAAGGCAUUGGAUGGCUAUGACAACUUGAAAGCCUUCACUAACAAAGUUUUGUCUUUACCUGGUAUUAAGGAAUACGUCGCGAAGCGCCCAAAAACAAAAUUUUAA
This is a messenger RNA of Soboliphyme baturini, 489 nucleotides long. The record is from the annotation of a GenBank genome assembly. Lineage: Eukaryota; Metazoa; Nematoda; Enoplea; Dioctophymatida; Soboliphymatidae.